UCUCUUGCAAUGGGCUUUUUCGCUUCCUGUCCCGACCUUUUUCUUCCCAGAUUCAUUCUACACGCGCUUUACGUUCUUGGGUUCCUCAGAAAUCUCAUCUCCUGCCUUUUCAGGCUUCUGGGUCUGACCCAUCUCCUCGAAUACGAAGUUUUAGACGCGUCUGAUCAUAUCCGCUUGCCUGGAUUCCGGUCCUCGUCAGCAAUGCUCAUCCGUCAGAUCUUGCCUUUGGUUCGUUUUGGGGAUUUGUAUGCGGAGAAGGUGAUGGAUGAGUGUGUGAUUUGCCUGUGUGACUUUGAGGAGGACGACGAGAUCAGACGGUUGAGGAACUGCGAGCACGUAUUCCAUGGGAGCUGUUUGGACCGUUGGAUGGAUUGUGACCACCAGACAUGCCCGCUAUGUAGAAGUCAUUUGGUUCCAGAAGAGAUGAGGAGAGAAUUCAAGGAGAAGCUUUGGGCAACAGAGCAGGCUCUGUAUUUGGAAGGUGAGGAUCCGUCCACAUGGCCGGACAUCGAUUUGUUAUAACAGGUAAAGCAAUCCAA
Molecule: messenger RNA, 539 nt
Organism: Magnolia sinica
Lineage: Eukaryota; Viridiplantae; Streptophyta; Magnoliopsida; Magnoliales; Magnoliaceae
Product: brassinosteroid-responsive RING protein 1-like
Exons: 1
Coding region: 10-522 (170 amino acids)
Biological process (GO): protein ubiquitination
Molecular function (GO): ubiquitin protein ligase activity
Source: RefSeq, a predicted model, not a curated record